Molecule: messenger RNA, 681 nt
Organism: Penicillium crustosum
Lineage: Eukaryota; Fungi; Ascomycota; Eurotiomycetes; Eurotiales; Aspergillaceae
Exons: 3
Coding region: 1-681 (226 amino acids)
Source: RefSeq, a predicted model, not a curated record
AUGGUGGAUUCACAAUACGGACAAGGCUCUUUACGCUAUUUUUUCUUUCACGGAAACCACGGGGACAUACCCAUUCCACCUCACAUGUCCGUUGAGGCCAAAAUUCUGGUGUUUAACGGUGAAGGUCAAAUCUUAUUGGGCGAGAAUUUUGAAGAUAGUCCAUCCCGAUAUCACUUCAACAAUGGAAUAUACGAUAGCAUGGAUGGCCCAAACGAGAGGCCUCUUCCAGCAAAGCCAUUGGUUGAAAGACUUUUGAAGAAUGUCUCGGUGCCUUCCCUUGUUGCAGCUGAAGUCCCUAGUGUCCUCGAUACAUCUGACAGUCUGUCUUACAGCGCAAUUUUGGUUCUCGGAAGAGACGACAUCCGCCCCUGCACUGCCGAUGACAGAGAAUACUUAGCCGUUAUGAUGCAAGCUUUUGUCCCUCGGCUUUUAACCUCAAUGGCUCCGACGGCUAGCGAGUACCUUCCAGGCGAUGCUCGUAACUUGUGUAUCGAGGUCGCCAAUCGCAUGGAACUCAUUGAAGAUGACUCCAAUUUCCAGACUUUCAUCGCAAUGUACCGGGGACGUUAUGUCCAAAAGCCAUUGCCGCAAAGAGCUGUGGUUGAGCUAUGCUUGCUUCAUGUUUUGAAAAUGCCCUUCGAGCUGAAUUCCGCCAUCCAGAACUCGCUCAUACGUUACUGA